Molecule: messenger RNA, 4578 nt
Organism: Serinus canaria (Common canary)
Lineage: Eukaryota; Metazoa; Chordata; Aves; Passeriformes; Fringillidae
Gene: CACUL1
Product: CDK2 associated cullin domain 1
Exons: 9
Coding region: 156-1160 (334 amino acids)
Biological process (GO): ubiquitin-dependent protein catabolic process
Molecular function (GO): ubiquitin protein ligase binding
Source: RefSeq, a predicted model, not a curated record
CGGCUGCCGCGUUCCGCCAGGCGCAAAGUGUCGCGCGGCGCGGCCGGAGCUGGGCUGGGGCCCGGGCCGAGCCCGCCGAGCCCCGCCGGGCCUGAGGCGGCGGCGAUGGGCGGCGGGCGCUGAUCCCUCCCCGCUCCCGCAGCCAGGCGCCCGCCAUGGAGGAGGAGAGCAUGGAAGAGGAAGGCGGCGGCGAGGCCAUGAUGGACGACCAGAACCACAACAACUGGGGCGCGGGCGGUUACGGGCGACACCUGCUCGGCGAGCGGCUGCUGCCGCCGGCCGGGCCGCCGCGCCCCGCGGGGCCCGAGCACAACGGAGCGGGGCUGCGGGGCUGCGAGCCGGGGACUGCCGCCGGCAGGGUUGGGGCGGCCGGGGCCAUCGCCGCCAUCAACAUCAGCGCCUCGACCUCCAAGUUCCUAAUGAAUGUUAUAACAAUUGAAGACUAUAAGAGCACAUAUUGGCCAAAGUUGGACAGUGCCAUAGAUCAGCUUUUAACUCAGAGUCCUGGUGACUACAUCCCUAUCUCCUAUGAACAAAUAUACAGUUGUGUGUAUAAGUGUGUAUGCCAGCAGCAUUCGGAACAGAUGUAUAGUGACCUAAUAAAAAAGAUAACUAACCACUUAGAGAGAGUCUCAAAGGAGCUGCAGGCCAGCCCUCCAGAUCUCUAUAUUGAAAGAUUUAACGUAGCUCUUGGACAGUAUAUGGGAGCAUUGCAGAGCAUUGUGCCUCUUUUCAUAUAUAUGAAUAAAUUUUACAUAGAAACCAAGCUAAACAGAGACUUAAAAGAUGACCUUAUAAAGCUGUUUACGGAACAUGUUGCAGAAAAGCACAUUUACAACCUAAUGCCUUUACUUUUGGAAGCUCAGUCAACACCGUUUCAAAUAACUCCUUCAACCAUGGCAAAUAUUGUGAAAGGCCUGUAUACACUACGACCAGAAUGGGUACAGAUGGCACCAGCUUUAUUUUCUAAAUUCAUCCCAAAUAUUCUACCCCCUGCUGUGGAAUCUGAGCUUCAGGAAUAUGCUGCUCAAGACCAGAAACUUCAAAGAGAGCUUAUUCAGAAUGGAUUUACUAGAGGUGACCAGUCACGCAAGAGAGCUGGAGAAGAGUUAACUUACAAUGGCUCAUCAGCUUGUGCAAGCUCCAGGGGAUACAGAUAGUGAAUAUACUGGAUCAGCUUCUAUUCCUGGCCAGAACAGACACUGGAGGAGCACAGGUGAUAUCUGGAGCCUCCUUUGGCAACUGCUGAUACUCAAGCUCUGACACAAACUAUGCCUCAAAGAAGAGUUUUGGGACUUUCUUCUUUAUAUAUUAAAAUGUCAGUUGCUGCUACAGUUGGAAUGACUUUGAAAGACAAAUUCCUUGGUCUGGUCUAUCAACAAGCUCUUCUUCUGUGACCUUUGUGAGGAAUGCACCUUGAAAAACAAUCCUUUCAAAGUGGGAAUGGGCAGCCAAAAUCAGCAGCUUCCAAAAGCAUUAGAACGGAAGAAUCCUUUUUGCACUCUUUUCUUAAUAUUAAGGACAUUCUUAAAACUAGUUAACAUGUCAGUGUAUUAGAUUUUAAACUUCAAGUUAUUUUCUGGAGCUUCUACUUAAAUAAUAAGAAUAAAGUUUCAUUAUUUUGCAGUAUUUGUUUGUUAGUUUAAAACCUGUCAUCUUUCAAGAGUUGGUCCCAUAUAAAUGUAUCUUCUGUCAGGGAGUUUUGAAUUCCAGAUUUUUCUUUUAUCUCUUUUAUUUGUUACUUGGUAUUUUGAAAUCUGUUUUCCUAUGUGUUUGUACUCUGUGCCUUCAGCUUGUGCACUUUGCGACUUUAUAGACCAUAUUUUGUUACUGCAAAAUGUGUUCUUGAGGAAAAACUUGAUGUGAACAAACAUGCUGCAAAGUUGCACUUUUCUCUUGCAUUAAUAGGAAGUGAAAAUAAGGAGGAAGGAAGGAAAGUUGAACCUAUCACCAUCACUAAUAUUGACUUGAAAGAUUGUCCCAAAUUUUUCAUGUGUAUUAAGUGUUUAAUGCAGGGACCAACUCUUGUAGAAUCUCCCUCACUGAUAUUUCAUUGGCCUCAGGAGUUGGACUGGAUGAUCCUUGUCCCUUCCAACUCAGACUAUUCUGUGAUUCUGUGAUUCCAUAAUUGCAAUAGAUGAAGAUGAGAAUUCCAGACUGAACAAAAUACCAGGAUGUGGUUUAUGUUGUGCUCUUCAAGAACACUGUGGGCAAAACUCUCCAGUCUGGUAGCUCUGCAAAGUGCAUCUCCAUCAGCACAAGAUUUGCACUGGGCUGAGCAACGGUACCUGUCCAACAUCACUGUGUGGCUCCUGUGCCAUUUCUCCUGCUGGGGGAUGUGAUGGAGCUGUGACAGUGGGUGUAGUCUGAAUCAGGGAUUUCAGGAGUGAUGUCAAGUGUGCAUGUGCCCAUCUGCCUCCUGCCUCCAGUUUUGUGUCCUGGAGAUCCAGCUGAGCCCAUCUCCAGGAGAUCUGGGCCUAGGGGCUAAGUCUGCUCAUUGUGAUGUGGGUUUAAUCAGCUAUAUGGCUAAUGCAGCUCUUUCAUGAGGGGAGAAACAUACUUGAAAAAGCAGUUUGAUUACAGGGUUUGGGGUUUUUUUUCUUUACUAUGGAUUUAUUUUUUAUUACCUUUAGUUAUGAAGAAAAAUAAGUUGGUAAUAUAAAAAAAAAAAUCUUUCUGAAGUGAAAUAAAAGUUUGUUCAGUUUUGUCUGGCACAACUCUUAUGCCUGUUUUAAAAAACAAGACGAAAUACUAACACAACUCCUUUCAUGCUUGUAUGGGUUCACUACAAAAUGCAAGGAAGAAAGAAAAAAAUAGAUGCGGCAGGGACAAAGUUUCUUUUUGUUUUGUAUCCAGGCUUUAUGUCAGAGGAUUUAAUUCCAUCAGUGUCUUGCCAGCCACUUUGGCAAUGUGAUUUAGUUGGAGGGUGGGGAGGAAGAAUGAAUUUGACACUGCUGGGAUUGAGAGGUUCAAAUAUGAUUUUCCUAUGUCUUUCUUUGCAUAUUUGCAAAGCCUGUAUAAUUUUGAGGAAGUGUUUCUUUUCCAAGACCUAAUGCUUCAGUGUUUUGUGUUCAAUGUAGGGCAAUGCCAGCAAUCUGAACUCUUCCCCAGUGGUGUAAACCAAGCCUCUCUGAAAGGGAUUUUCAGGUGUUGGUAGUGUCUGCUUCAGCUUUGCUACCAGCUACUUAAGUUGGAGCAGAAUUAGAUAAAAUCAGGGGGUUUGAAAAUUUUGUUGAAGUGUGCUGUGGAGAAGUUAAUGAAGGCUAAUAAGGAACAAAAAUAAUUUGCCAUCUUCCAGGUUUUUAAAGUCUUGGCUUUAAACAAAAAUAAAACCUCUGAUAGUGUCCUUAGCUUUAAAAAUCACUGUCUGCUGAAAUGGCAAUAUUCUUGAGUUAAGAAUAUAUGCAUUAACCUAAUUUGGUUAAAUUUGUUUACAACUUCAUUACCAUCCUGGUUCACACAGUACAGUAACCAAGCUCUGUCAUCUCUGUCAAGUGAUCACAGUUUUUCUCUGGUCUUAAAGUGGUUUUACUGGUUCAGGUUUGUAAAUAACAUGUAGUGCUUCUGCUUCAAGUCUGAGGCAAGGGUUUAACAUUCCUUUUCCAUUGCAUUACGUUUGGGACACAAACUCCUAGAGUGACAAUUCCAUCAAAAGGUAAAGCAUUCCUGUCAGUGUGGUCCACUGUGUAUGCACUGAGUAGGGCUUGGAUGCUUCUAGUCCUGUUUAGCAUUGUCACCACUGCCCCCAUGCCUGAGGAAUCUGUUUGUUGAGCACUGUAUUAUGUUGUAAAUUUGGCAUUAUUUACAUAAUGCUGAAAUGUUGUUUAUCUGUUGAAGACAUUAUCAUUGUGACUGAGCAUGGAACAGAAUACAGGAUACUAUACUAAAUGAUUUUGUUUCUCUGUAAACUUGCAUUUUACUUAACAGUCAAACUAACUCAGCCAACUUGAGCAUUGGUACUGUAAAACCAGAAUUACCAACAGCAUGAUUCUAACUUCAGUAUUUAAUUUAACCAAAUAACUUGUGGUGAAUCUGUUGCAUCUGUAGCUUACUCUGUUAAGCAGUGAAGUUGGUUAUACAAUGGGUGUCCUCUUUAUGUUGCACUGGUUCUAUAGCCAAGCUUGCUACAUUAAAAUAUUUUUAGAUUAAUUUCAUUUCUUUAUUUGAGAAGUUGAAAUAUUUGAAUUCAGCUUGCUGACUAAUGGUUGACAGUUGUUAUUACAGGGUUAAGAUGGUCUUUGGUACAAAUGAUGGGGUUGGGGGUUUAACCAUGUCAGUACCCAACUCUUCUUCAGCUGCAUCUCCUUCCUGCAGUUGUUGGGGAAAUGUUUACAGAUUAAUGCAUUGAAGUUUUUGACUCCUGUUAUUUGAUGGAAAUGUGAUCAGCCAAACUCAUCCCUUUUCAUUUGUCCCUGACAUGAUUUUUUACUUUCUAAAAAUUACAAAAACCGAACAAAACCCUCAAGAACUACAAAGGGCAUGUUUUGAGUGACUGAAAAAUGUUUCUCAUGUACACUGUGACAACCCUAGUGAAAGGAAUAUUCUGUAGAACUAUGGAAUAAAAACCAACCACUUGAA